GACCGAUUUAUCGAGCAACGCAACCUAAACCCCGUCGCCCCCUUCCAUUUACCACAGCUUCCAAAACCCUUCUUUCUCAGAUCCAUCUUACUGCCAGGUAUGGCGGCGGAGCCCGAAAACAGUGCCGGAAACGAAACCUCCGCCGAAGCCGAGACCAAGGCGGAGGUGCCAUCCUCCCCCGCCGCGGAGGCCGAGACCGAGGAGAACGACGCCGCCGCCGAGGAGGAUGAGGAGGAGGAAGAGGAGGAUGAGGAGGAGGCCGAGGAGGAGGAUGCGGCGGAGGACGAGUCUCCUCCCGCCGAGGCUGCCCCGACGGCGCAGGGUGGCGGCGUGGAAGUCAAGAAGUGGCCCGGGUGGCCCGGAGACAACGUGUUCCGCCUCGUAGUGCCCGUUCUGAAGGUGGGGAGCAUCAUCGGCCGCAAGGGGGAGCUCAUCAAGAAGCUCUGCGAGGAGACCAAGGCUCGCGUUCGGAUCCUUGAAGGGCCCAUCGGCGUCAGUGAUCGCAUUGUUCUGAUAUCUGGUAAAGAAGAACCAGAAGCUGAGAUAUCCCCAGCUAUGGAUGCUGUGCUAAGAAUCUUCAAACGUGUUAAUGGUAUUUCAGAUAUCAGCUCAAACUCAGGAUCUGUUCCUGGUACAUGUUCAGUCCGAUUGUUGGUGGCCUCAUCACAAGCUGUGAAUUUGAUCGGGAAGAAAGGUGAAGCAAUAAGGUCUAUUCAAGAGAGUAGUAAUGCCACUGUGCGGGUUCUAUCAGGAGAGUUGCCAUUUUAUGCUGCUCCAGAUGAAAGAAUUGUAGAAAUACAGGGUGAAUCAUUGAAGGUCCUCAAAGCCCUUGAAGCAGUUACUGGGCAUCUCAGGAAGUUUUUGGUUGAUCACAGUGUACUUCCUUUGUUUGAGAAGAGUUAUAAUACACCAGUUACACAAGACAGGCCAGUUGACACAUGGGGUGAAAACACUCAAUCUUAUAGCCACGGCGUGCAACAGUCUGCAAUUGGCAAUGACUAUGGUCUUCCUUUGAAGAGAGAUUCCUUUUUUAUUGAUCGUGAAUCUCAAUUAGACUCACAAAUACCACGUAGCGGACUGGCAUUAUAUGGACAGGAUCCUGCUGUCUCUGGUUUACGUUCUUCGGCGCUCGGGCGCACUGGCAGUGCUUUAGAGGUCACACAGAAAAUGCAAAUUCCACUUACAUAUGCGGAAGAUAUUAUUGGUAUAGGAGGGGGCAAUAUAGCAUACAUAAGACGUACCAGUGGAGCAGUAAUUACUGUUCAAGAGACCAGAGGAUUGCCCGAUGAGAUAACUGUUGAAAUGAAGGGCACAACGGCACAGGUUCAUGUUGCUCGACAGCUCGUUCAGGAGUUCAUCACGGGGCGUAGAGAACCUGUGUCAAGCAACUAUGGUGGUGUUGAUACAGGAUUGAGAUCGAGUUACUCGCAGUUGGCGAGUACAGCAUACCCAUCCUCAUCUUAUGCAUCACAUUCCUACGGUGGAUAUGGUUCGUCUGGACUAGGAGGGUAUGGUGGAUAUAGGCCUUGAGAAAGAGCCUCCUGCUGCUUGCACAAAAGCACCUUGUAUGUCACUUAAUGGGAGUUUAUGUUUCUUGAUCAGAUUCAGUAAUAGCUAAAUAUUAGUCUGUAUGAGGUUCUCCACAUGAUCCAACAGUAACUGCAUCUUUGUUUUUAAUCUUUUGUUGGCUGCUAA
Musa acuminata subsp. malaccensis (wild Malaysian banana) is the source of this 1695-nucleotide messenger RNA. RefSeq names its product RNA-binding KH domain-containing protein PEPPER. Gene Ontology annotation, cellular component: nucleus; cytoplasm. The record is from RefSeq and is a predicted model, not a curated record. Gene Ontology annotation, biological process: regulation of gene expression. NCBI's taxonomy places the organism in Eukaryota, Viridiplantae, Streptophyta, Magnoliopsida, Zingiberales, Musaceae. Gene Ontology annotation, molecular function: mRNA binding.